Molecule: messenger RNA, 942 nt
Organism: Otolemur garnettii (small-eared galago)
Lineage: Eukaryota; Metazoa; Chordata; Mammalia; Primates; Galagidae
Product: olfactory receptor 24
Exons: 1
Coding region: 1-942 (313 amino acids)
Biological process (GO): G protein-coupled receptor signaling pathway
Cellular component (GO): membrane
Molecular function (GO): olfactory receptor activity; G protein-coupled receptor activity
Source: RefSeq, a predicted model, not a curated record
AUGGAAUCAAGGAACCAAACCAGCGCAUCGGAAUUCAUCCUCCUGGGGCUUUCUGAGAAGCCAGAGCAGGAGACUCUUCUCUUCUCUCUGUUCCUCUGCGUGUACAUGGUCACAGUUGUAGGGAAUUUGCUGAUCAUCCUGGCCAUCAGCACAGACUCUCAUCUCCACACACCUAUGUACUUCUUCCUAGCCAAUCUCUCCUUGGUGGACCUCUGCCUGGCCACUGACACAGUCCCUAAGAUGCUAGUGAGCAUCCAAACCCAGAGCAGGUCCAUCUCUUACCCUUGCUGCCUGACCCAGAUGUACUUUUUCCAUUUCUUUGGCAUCAUGGACAGUGUCUUAAUAGCCGUGAUGGCUUAUGACCGGUUCGUGGCCAUUUGCCACCCCUUGCACUAUGCCACCAUCAUGAGCCCGGGCCUCUGUGGCCUGCUGACUGGAGGUCCAUGGGUGUUUUCUUGCUUCAUCUCCCUCACCCACAUCCUCUUGAUGACCCGCCUGGUUUUCUGUGGCAACAAUGAGCUGCCACACUACUUCUGUGACCUCACGCCCCUUCUGCGACUCUCAUGCACAGACACAACCAUAAACAGGGUCUUCAUACUCGUGGUGGCAGGGGCGGUGAUAGCCACCCCGUUCAUCUGCAUCCUAGCCUCCUACGCUCGCAUCCUCCCAGCUGUGAUGAAAGUCCCCUCCACAGGUGGCAGGAGGAAAGCUUUCUCCACCUGUAGCUCCCACCUGUCCGUGGUCGUCCUCUUCUAUGGGACCACCAUUGGGGUCUAUCUGUGCCCAUCUUCUGUCCGCACAGCCGUGAAGGAGAAAGCUUCUGCCGUGAUGUACACAGCAGUCACCCCUAUGUUGAACCCCUUCAUCUACAGCCUCAGGAACAGAGACCUGAAUGGGGCCCUGAGGAAGCUCAGUAACCAAAAGAUCGCCUCCUCUUCCUGA